AUGGUCAUCGUAGCAGUUGCUGGAGGCACUUCUCGGGGCCUUGGCUGGUCUAUCGUGACGGCGUUCCAUGAGCACCCGAAUCACACUCCAAUUGUCCUCUCGAGGAUGACAUCGAAGACGCCGCAAUGGCUCACCGACCUACCAGUUGAGAUCCGCAAGGUGGACUACGGCUCCGUAGACAGCUUAGUUUCCGCGCUUCAAGGAGUCCAUACGGUUAUCUCCACAACGCUCAACAAAGAAGGCUCCUGGGUCGAAAACGAAUCCGCCCUCCUCCAGGCCGCCCUCCAAGCCGGUUGCCGCCGCUUCGCACCCUCCGAAUGGUCCGCCGGCCCCGCCGGCGUUCUGUGCGUCGACAUGCUCAAACCGAAAUCCGCCCUCUGGCCACUCUGCGAGCGAGCGGCGAAGGAGCACCCCGGCUUCGAAUGGACGCGGUUCGCGGUUGGUAUGUUCAUGAACUAUCUUGGGUACGGGUGCGAGAGGGAAGCAGAGGCAUUGAAUGGGAUGGAGGAUAACGGGGCGAAGUUCGUUUAUGUGGGGGAGAUGCGGAUGGAGAUGGCGGUGCGGGAGGAUGGGGAGCCGGCGAGGAUCACGCUGACGGAGAUAGGGGAUGUGGGACGGUUUGUUGCGGCGGCAUGUUGCCUGCCAGACGGGAAGUGGACGACGGAGAUGGGGAUGGCGGGGGAGACGUUGCGGUUUGAUGAGAUUGCGAAGAUCAUCGAGAAGAUAAGGGGAAGGGAGAUCGAGAUCGAGAAGCGGAGUCCGCGGUUGGUGGAGCAGGAGCUCGAAGAGGAUCUGAAAAACGAAGACAGCGGUUACUGGAGGAGGAUGUGGCUACAAUUGGAGCUCAUGGAUACUCAUGACGUGGAAGGGGAAGGGGUCAUUCGACCCGUACUCAAUGAGAUGUUUCCGGACAUCAAGGCCAUUACGGUUGAACAAUAUAUUAAGAAGUUCUGGGAAUAG
Eremomyces bilateralis CBS 781.70 is the source of this 960-nucleotide messenger RNA. Its product is annotated as NAD(P)-binding protein. The record is from RefSeq and is a predicted model, not a curated record. NCBI's taxonomy places the organism in Eukaryota, Fungi, Ascomycota, Dothideomycetes, Eremomycetales, Eremomycetaceae. The transcript has 2 exons. Bases 1 to 960 code for a protein of 319 amino acids.